This is a messenger RNA of Penicillium paradoxum, 1125 nucleotides long. RefSeq names its product putative UV excision repair protein (RadW). Gene Ontology annotation, biological process: proteasome-mediated ubiquitin-dependent protein catabolic process; nucleotide-excision repair. The transcript has 7 exons. Gene Ontology annotation, cellular component: nucleoplasm; cytosol. NCBI's taxonomy places the organism in Eukaryota, Fungi, Ascomycota, Eurotiomycetes, Eurotiales, Aspergillaceae. The record is from RefSeq and is a predicted model, not a curated record. Bases 1 to 1125 code for a protein of 374 amino acids. Gene Ontology annotation, molecular function: proteasome binding; damaged DNA binding; ubiquitin binding.
AUGAAGCUCACGUUCAAGGACCUGAAGCAGGAGAAGUUUGUCAUUGAUGUCGAACCUUCUGAGACUGUUCGCGAGGUCAAGGUCAAAAUCGCCCAAGAGAAAGGCGAGUAUGAAGCAGAGCGCAUGAAGGUUAUCUACUCCGGAAAGAUCCUUCAAGAUGACAAGACCGUUGAAUCCUACAACAUCCAAGAGAAGGACUUCCUAGUGUGUUUGCCUUCAAAGCAACCCAAGGCCCCCGCCCCAUCCUCCCAAGUGCCUUCGACCCCGGCUGCCCGAGCUCCCGUGUCAACACCUGCUGCUCCUCCAGCUCCCCAGGCUGCGACUGCUCCUCCUCCCUCUGCAGUUCCUGCUACUCCCUCACCGGCUGGUGCGGCUCCAUCUACUGGACCCGCCUUCGGAGAUCCUUCCGCUCUCGCCAUGGGCUCUGCCGCUGAAGGCGCAGUUGUCCAGAUGGAGGCAAUGGGUUUCGCACGCACUGAUAUCGACCGUGCCAUGCGGGCCGCAUUCUACAACCCCGACCGUGCUAUCGAAUACCUUUUGACUGGAAUUCCCGAUAAUAUCCAGGAACAGCAGCAACAACAGAGACAAGCCUCAGAGCCAGCCCCUACUGGCGCUGCUCCUGCUGCCCCUACCGGGGGCGAUGAGCACCUGAACCUUUUCGAAGCCGCUGCCCAGGCAGGUGGUGAAGGCGGUGGUCGUUCUCGUGGCGCUGGUGCUGGUGCUGGUGCCGGUGCUGCUGGUGGCGAGGCUCUUGGUAAUCUUGAGUUCCUCCGCAGCAACCCCCAUUUCCAGCAGCUUCGCCAGCUUGUGCAACAACAGCCCCACAUGCUUGAGCCUAUCCUGCAGCAGGUCGCCGCUGGGAAUCCCCAAAUUGCUUCGCUCAUUGGACAGAACUCCGAUCAGUUCCUGCAGCUCCUCGGCGAGGAACUCGAGGACGAGGAGGGUGCUCUUCCCCCUGGCGCGCAGGCAAUCUCGGUUACGGAAGAAGAGCGCGAUGCUAUUGAGCGUCUGUGCCGUCUGGGCUUCCCCCGCGACUCGGUCAUCCAGGCAUACUUUGCCUGCGACAAGAACGAGGAGCUGGCCGCCAACUUCCUCUUUGAUCAGCCUGAUGAGGACGAGGACUAA